GGACUCCGCUUCUCAGCCCUGCUUCAGUCUCCAGCCAGUUGUUCCUACCUCAUCUCCAUUUGCCCCUGGACUUCCUCAGCCUGUUUUGCCCUCGUAUUCAGUUCCCCCAUCUUGUGAAUACCCCUCCUUAGUUUAGUUUUGUAAAUUCCGUUUAGUUUUGGUAGACUUCCGUUUUUUUAUUUAUAGUGUUUAUUGUCGAGUUUUGAUUUGUUUGGUUUAGUUCUGGGGUCCGUUUCACGAAGCAGGUUUAGUGAAAACCCUGAGUUUGUUAACCCUGAAAUGAGGGAAACUCGGAGUUUUCCGUUUCACAAAGGGAGGUAACUCAAACCAGAGACAGAGGGGUAACUCUAGCCUGUUUCACAAAGAGAGGUAACUUAAACUCUCGGUCAGUUACCGUAGUAACAGACUCUAUGACUCUAACCUGGUCGGGACCAGGUUUUUCUCAGUAAACCUCGAGUUUCUCUCUGUCUCCACCCUCUUUCGGUCACACACGCUAUUUCAUUUCCUCGUUCAUUCAGUCAUCAGGCGAGUUUUGGCGAAGCCUAGUUCUGCCGUGUGUCAAAAUGACGUCCGUUUAUUAACGAUCCACUGGAUGAAGGAGCAGCAUUACUGCACAGAGAAUUAAAUCUUCGUCAGGAGAUUAUCAGACCGCGCGUAGAUGUUUUCCCAUUUCCGGACAAUUAUCUUUUAGAGCGGUACCGUCUCACGUCACAGUCCAUAAUCUACAUACACAACCUAAUCCGUCCUUACAUUUGCAACUUUACCAACCGCAGUCAUGCUUUAACAUCCCAUCAGAUAUUGUGUGUUGCGCUGCGGUUCUUUGCAAAUGGAAGUUUUUUUAUACAACGUUGGAGAUGCAGAGCACCUCAGUAAGACAACUGUAUGCAGAGCGGUCAGAAAAGUGUGUCUGGCCCUGCGACUUUUACCAUCUUUGUAGUUUUCCCUGGACACAAACCUGUAAGAGCCAUCAAGGAGGAGUUCCACAGGAUUGCAGGAUUUCCCAGUGUGAUUGGCUGCAUAGAUGGAACACACAUCCCCAUCACAGCUCCCUCACAUAAUGAAGCUGAUUAUGUGAACAGGAAGUCCAUUCACAGUAUAAAUGUGCAGCUCAUAUGCGAUGCUGCAUACAUCAUUUCUAAUGUGGAGGCCAAGUGGUCUGGGUCUGUUCAUGAUUGGAGGAUUUAUCAUGAGUCUAACCUGAGCAACAGACUGCAACGUGGAGAGUUUGAUGGCCUUCUGCUGGGUGACAGGGGUUACCAUGCCAACCCAGGCUGAUGACCUCAUACCCAGACCCUGAACCAGGCCCCCAACAGAACUUCAACCAGGAGAUGACCGUAGGCCUGCUGAAAGCCCGUUUCCAGUGUCUACAUCAGCUCAGGGUGACUCCUGAGAGGCCUGUGAUAUUAUUGUGGCAUGUGUUGUUCUUCAUAAUAUUACCACUAUUAGAGGAGAGCAACACUCUGCCCUACAAACUGAAGACCCAGAUGAUGACUCCAUCCACCUGCCAGCUAUCCAGGACAGCAGAGCAGUCAGAGACACCAUAUGCAAUAAUCACUUUAGAGUUUAAGUCUCCAUCAUCACCACCACAGCAGUGAAAUAAACACAUGACAUACA
This is a messenger RNA of Amphiprion ocellaris (clown anemonefish), 1614 nucleotides long. RefSeq names its product putative nuclease HARBI1. The coding region runs from base 883 to 1275 and encodes 130 amino acids. Lineage: Eukaryota; Metazoa; Chordata; Actinopteri; Pomacentridae. The transcript is spliced from 4 exons. The record is from RefSeq and is a predicted model, not a curated record.